AUGGAAAGUACCGUCACCAUCCACCAUGGCCCCUACGAGUCCAUCCCUCCCACAGCUUCACCCGGUCUUAAAUUUCUCCAACGAUUCCUACCAGCACUAGACUCACUCACUCCCGCUGAGAAUCUCAUCACUCCUUUCUUCACCCCCAGUGCUCCCAUCCUCAUCGGCAGCGAUCCCCCAACAGCCGCAAGCCAGGUAGUCCCUCUGCUCGAAGUGCGCAGCCGUCAUGUCUGCAAAUUCCGCCACCAGGUCCAUCUCGCCUGGGAUAUAAACCUUGGGCGUGACAGAGGCCCUGUCCAGACAUCGUACAACAGGACCGCUCCGGACGAAGAUGCCGCCCAAAAAGCACAGCUCUAUGCGCCGCUAGCAGGGAAAAUACAGAUGAAGCGAACUGUUAUGUUUGAAGCAACAUCCGAAACAACAUUCAACGAGGAUCCUGACCAGUUUGCUGUUCGAGUCCGCGAGUUCAAUGUCCUCGAUCUGGAGGGUCGCGAUGAGUCGGAUCUGCAAAUCGUUGAGAUGAGGAUCUUUUUGGACCAGAGACCUCUUCAGGCACAUUCUUCAAGUGUGUUUACGGGCUCUACUUAUGGAUAUUAA
Messenger RNA from Penicillium vulpinum, 597 nucleotides. RefSeq lists its product as uncharacterized. NCBI's taxonomy places the organism in Eukaryota, Fungi, Ascomycota, Eurotiomycetes, Eurotiales, Aspergillaceae. The record is from RefSeq and is a predicted model, not a curated record. The transcript has a single exon. The coding region runs from base 1 to 597 and encodes 198 amino acids.